AUUGAUGUUCCUUCGUUUUAACUGCUUUUAUCAAAAACCUCGAGCGCUAGGGUUUAAGCAUCCAAAUCAGAACGCAAAUACAAACCGCACCAGGGACUACACUCUUCACUUUCAACGUUGAAGCCUUUCCCGCUCUUCAUUCUUCAUUCCUCCAUUCAAUAUAGUUUUGUUGCUUUCUAACCCAACAGUAGCACAUAACUAUUUCUGUUAUGGAUUCCCAACACAGCGCCGCCACCACGACCAACAACACCGAUGGUGUUCCACUCGCCGAUACAAACGGGUCGGGUCUCGAUCCGAAUUCCAAUGGACCCAUAAAGUCGAACUGUGAAAAGGUUGAGACUUUGGGGUGCGCCAUUGAGGAAGCCGUAGAGAAAAUCAGCUUAUUGGGUGCCUCUGAAGCAGAAGUUAAAGCUGAAAUUGAAGCCGAGAGUGAAAGUGAUGAAGAGUCUGAGAGUUCCACGUCAUCAUCGUCGGAGUCUUCUUCUUCAAGUUCUGAGGAAAGCGGUAGCGGGGAUAGUGACAGUGAUGAUGAUGAUGAGGAGGAGGAAGAGAAUGGGGAAGAUGCUGAUGCUGACGUAGAAGUUGAAGAAGGUGAGAUUGAUGGUUCCGAUGAUGAUGAUGAUGGAGAAAAGAUGGUUAGUUGGAUCAUGGAAGAUGAUGGUGGUGACGGUGAUGAUGAUGAAGCUGAUGUUGGAGGAGGAGAACCCAUUAAAUCAAAGAAUGAACUUGAGGAUCUCCCUCCAGUACCCCCGAUUAAUGUGAUCUUAGAACCAAGUCAUCAGAUGCGGCCAGUGGGAGUUGUUAUGUCGAAACUCGGUGCUAAGGUCAUUGUGGAAGGAGUUGAGAAGCAUGAUCCUCUUAGCGAAGGUUCUAUCCUCUGGAUAACUGAAAGUAGAAAACCACUAGGAUUAAUUGAUGAAAUCUUUGGACCAGUCAAAAACCCAUAUUAUGUUGUGAGGUACAAUUCCGAAAAUGAAGUACCAACUGAGGUCCAAGGGGGAACCUCAAUCUCAUUCGUCCCUGAAUUCGCCAAUUAUGUGCUUAAUAACAAGGAUCUUUACAAGAAAGGUUAUGAUGCAUCUGGUGCAAACGACGAAGAGUUGUCCGAUGAAUUAGAGUUUUCAGAUGAUGAGAAGGAAGCGGAAUACAGGAGAAUGCAAAGAAUGGCCAAGAGAGGUCCAAAUGAUCAAAAUCCUAGUAAGAGUAAACAUAAUAAAAAGAAGGUUUCACCACAAAAGCAUGCGGUAACUUCCAUCCCCAAAGCAUCUGCUCCACCUGCCGCACCACCUCAUGAUCGCAGAAAUUGUUUACCUUUUCCAGGCCAAGGACAAGGCCCUUUUGCCGGAACUUCUGCAUUUCCACCAUUUCCGAUUCCAAACUCAAACGCAGGUCCUAACAUCCCACCCAAUGGAGUUUGGACAAAUGGGGCAACACUUCUGCAGCAGCCAUUGCCUACUGUUAUUCCUAACAUAUUUCCAACGAAUGGCAUGCCUUGGUGCCCGCAAAACACUCAAUUUCCUCAUCAGUUGCCAAUGGCAAUGCCCGGAGUUCCAUUUCAACAGCAGUUGCCUCAGGGAGCAAUGUUGCCUGGGGUGGUCCAGCAAAAUAUACUUGCACAAGCCGCCAUAUAUGCGCAGGGGCUUAUGGCUCAAAACCAAAUGGCAUUUGGGUUGAACUCCCCACCCUUCCCGCAGAUUCAGCAACCACCUAUGGUGCAACAGGGUUUUCCACACAAUGAAUUGUCGGCACAAUCUAGUCCUAAUCGAGGUGGUCCUCCUCAAUUUCAUCCGGGUGCAUCUGCUAGUAAUAAUGGAGGGAAAACAUUUCAUGGUGGUGGUAGGGGUGGUAGGAAAGGAUGGAGACCAGCCAAGUGAAGGUUAUUGUGUUGUGUGCUCGUAGCACAUUCCAAUAAGUUGGGGCUUGUAAAUUUGAUGAAAACCUAUCCUUUUAUUUUUUUUUUAAAGAAAAGAAUGAAUUCAAUGAGCUCUUGAAAUAGAAGAGGUCUAAAACUUUAGUUACAUGUAUAAUUAGUAGUUUUGGAAGUGUUUGCCUUGAAUAGAUUCGGAAUGGAUUUUUGUUUGCGAAA
This is a messenger RNA of Arachis duranensis, 2086 nucleotides long. RefSeq names its product H/ACA ribonucleoprotein complex non-core subunit NAF1. Bases 210 to 1874 code for a protein of 554 amino acids. Gene Ontology annotation, biological process: box H/ACA snoRNP assembly; pseudouridine synthesis; ribosome biogenesis. Lineage: Eukaryota; Viridiplantae; Streptophyta; Magnoliopsida; Fabales; Fabaceae. Gene Ontology annotation, molecular function: RNA binding. The transcript has 3 exons. The record is from RefSeq and is a predicted model, not a curated record. Gene Ontology annotation, cellular component: sno(s)RNA-containing ribonucleoprotein complex.